Molecule: messenger RNA, 420 nt
Organism: Funneliformis geosporum
Lineage: Eukaryota; Fungi; Glomeromycota; Glomeromycetes; Glomerales; Glomeraceae
Source: the annotation of a GenBank genome assembly
AUGAAUAACACUAACAAUAUUUAUCAAAAAUUAGAGCAAAUCCAAAGUAAACUAACCCAUUUAACCAAAUCCGAACAAAACCGAUUUCAGCAUUAUAAAUAUGUUUCGGAAUACCAAAUCCUAACCAUUUUAAAGCCUUUAUUGGCUGAAACUAAAUUAAUCUUAUUACUUUCGGACACCAAAGAAAGUUUUACUACCGGGCAAAAUACUGAUAUUGCCAAAGCCAAAGGUUCAGCUGAAACCUAUGCCAUUAAAUAUUUCUUACAAAAAUUAUUCCUAAUUCCCACUUCGGAUAAUUUAGAUCCGGACAAAUUAGAUACUAGCAAGCCCAAGGAAAUAGUGGCUACUAAACCCCUCACCGAAGCCGAAAAAGAGCAAGUUAAACACUUUUUAAACAAAAAUGUCUAUGGAAAGCCUUAG